This is a messenger RNA of Menidia menidia (Atlantic silverside), 5198 nucleotides long. NCBI's taxonomy places the organism in Eukaryota, Metazoa, Chordata, Actinopteri, Atheriniformes, Atherinopsidae. The record is from the annotation of a GenBank genome assembly.
CUUUGAUGUGGAAAAUGGAUUAUCAGUGGGCCGCAGCCCCAUGGAUACCCAGGCCAGUCCUGUUUCAGGUUUGGUCCUGCAGGCCAAUUUCCCUCACAGUCAGCGGCGAGAGUCCUUUCUUUACCGCUCUGACUCCGACUUUGACCUUUCCCCUAAAGGCCCCUCCAGAAACUCCGCAACCCCUAGUGAUCUGGAAGAAAGUUUGAAGCACUGGGAGGUCAACUGGUUGUCAUCUCGACAUUCAGAAGACAUGAUUGUUACACCUUUUGCACAGGUCCUUGCCAGUCUGAGGACAGUCCGAACUAACUUUGCCAUCAUAACUGGUCAGCAAGAUCGGACAGCCAGCAAAACGCGAUCCUCAGGCAGUAACCCACCAUCAAUGUCCAAAACCAGCCUUGCAGAGGAGCCGCACCAACAACUAUCCAUGGAGACACUAGAUGAGCUGGACUGGUGUUUGGAGCAACUGGAGACACUGAAAACUCGACACUCUGUCAGCGAGAUGGCUUCCAACAAAUUCAAGAGAAUGCUUAACCGGGAGCUCACCCAGCUGUCAGAAACCAGUCGUUCUGGGAACCAGCCGCAUGAUAUGGACAUCAUGUCUCCCCCAACCAAGGACAAAGACAAAACGAAUCGACCCAUGUCCCAGAUCAGUGGUGUGAAAAAGGCUACCCACGGUCUUGUCCCUUCCACAAUACCUCGCUUUGGGGUUGAUGCUACUCAGGAAGGACUCCUGGCCAAGGAGCUUGAGGACAUAAACAGAUGGGGUAUUGACAUCUUUAAGGUCUCAGAGUAUUCGGGGCGUCGCCCUUUGACAGUCACAAUGUACACCAUCUUUCAGGAACGUGACUUGCUCAAGUCGUUCAAGAUUCCAGUUGAUGUUUUUAUCAAUUUUAUGAUGACAUUAGAGGAUCAUUACCGUGUUGAUGUGGCUUACCACAACAACAUCCAUGCUGCAGACGUGGUCCAGUCUACACAUGUAUUGCUGUCCACACCUGCACUGGAGGCUGUGUUUACUGAUCUGGAGAUCCUCGCUGCUCUAUUCGCCAGCGCCAUCCAUGAUGUGGAUCACCCUGGAGUUUCCAACCAGUUUCUUAUCAACACAAAUUCAGAGCUGGCCUUGAUGUACAAUGACAUGUCAGUGCUAGAGAAUCAUCAUCUGGCUGUAGGCUUCAAACUUCUGCAGGAAGAUGAAUGUGACAUAUUUGAGAACCUGAGCAAAAAACAAAGGCAAUCGCUACGGAAAUUGGUCAUUGACAUGGUGCUGGCCACAGAUAUGUCUAAGCACAUGAACCUUCUGGCAGACUUAAAAACCAUGGUGGAGACAAAGAAAGUCACUAGUCUAGGUGUCCUGCUGCUGGACAAUUACUCAGAUCGCAUACAGGUUCUUCAGAAUAUGGUACACUGUGCUGACCUGAGUAACCCUACCAAGCCUCUUGAAUUGUACCGAAAGUGGACAGAUCGCAUUAUGGUGGAGUUUUUUACACAGGGAGACAGGGAAAGAGAAAAGAGAAUGGAGAUCAGCCCCAUGUGUGACAAACAAAAUGCCUCCAUAGAAAAGAACCAGGUGGGUUUUAUUGACUACAUUGUUCAUCCUCUGUGGGAGACAUGGGCUGACCUGGUGCACCCAGAUGCUCAGGAGAUCUUGGAUACACUGGAGGAUAAUAGAGAGUGGUACCAGAGCAUGAUUCCCCACAGUCCUUCACCCCAUCCACAGGACCAGAAGGCGGAAUCCGUUCUUGGGGAAGCCUCAGCUUCUGGUGGGGGCAGUGUUUUUGCUUCAGCUGACAAAUUUCAGUUUGUUCUGACUUUGGAUGAAAAAGGCGAGUCUGAUACAGGGAGUUCUCCUGAGGAAGAACAGAGCAACAGCAGAAGUAAGGGAUACGAACUUUGCAGGGCUGGAUUUGAUCCAGUACCUGUUAAGACACGACGAAAUAACAAAAUAUUUACCAGUGACUCAGGCAGGACGUUUUCUUUUGACUCUGAAAAUGAUAUGGCAGAAAACAGAGAGACAGAACAAGAAGGUAUUUCUGAGGUACCACGCUUCAGGCUUGGAACCUAGCACCACUCAAAGUUAUUUUCCUCUUGGCCUUGUUUUUUUUUUUUUAUCUUGACUGAAUUCAGUGCCUCACUUCUGUGUAUACCUUUCUCACUCCUUGUAGACACCAACACCUAUCAUUUUACCUAAACAAAAUUAGAACAAGACUUUGGAUGUGGUGUGAGAGUGCAGUUGGGUGUGGCUUUACACAGCGGUCCGUUGCCCUGGAGAAAGAUAGACAAGACUAAGUCACUAUUCCACAGAGGACAAAAGACAAGUUUCUGAUUUGUUGAAAAGUCAUCAGUCUUCUUUCUCUUAUAUCUCUUCAGCUUUAGUUAAAACGAAGAUAAACAGUAUAAAAACUUGUUUUUCUAGCACUUGAGAAGAAACUGAGGAGGUGUAGUAACUGAGCAGUUAUUUUAGGCAUUUAGACACACUUGGAAAUAACAAGGACGAUACCAUCAUGUCUGCCUCUUUAUUUGUCUUUUGUAUAGAUUAAUACAUAUACUACAUGAAGAUAAGUUGAUCCAAAAGACUUGAAAAAAAGCUUAAGCAAAGUCAAGGCUGAAAAGAACAAUACAUAAUUUUAUGUAGAAAACUUUAAUGUAGCAGUUAAUUUGAGUGAAUCUGUCACUGCAUAAGUACACACAUCCUCCUUUCCUUAUUGUUGCACAGCUCAUUUGUAUGUUUUCAGAUGGCAGUUUUUUUAAGUUUAAAUAUGAGAGUAAAGAAUGACCUUGUAUAACAUUACAUUUAGAUAUAUUUAGUUGUUUCAGAUGUAUUAUUACUACUGCAUUGUAACCAACAAAUCUGAGCCAGAAUAAGUGCAGUUCAAGAGCCACAACCAAAGCAGUCCAGACUGUUCAUGCAGUGCCUCCCAGUGUCUGCAAAUGGAACAAAAGUUGUUUUUGUUUUACUGACGCAAAAGAUUUGUAGAGUUUUGGCUUAGAUUUUCUAUUACAGUAGUCUUUCUACUUAAAAUUUCCAUCAGUUUUGUUGCUGUUUUUUUUCUUUUUGAAAUUCUUUUUUCAAGCCACAUUUUGAAUUCUUGUCAUUUGGCCUCAUUUUCAUCAGACUGUCUUUAAGCUGAGGAUCAAUUAUCUCUGUUUUUUAAGGCCUUGACUUAAUAUAUGAACACACUGAGAGCUCCUGAUAAUUAAAAAAACUAAACUACAUGGUACAGCUUCAGGUACGUUUAUAUGCAAAUCCUUCUCUAAGAUUUAUAAUCCAGCGUCUGUGACAUUGUCUUUUCUUUUGAACAUUCAGUCAUAUACAUUUUUGACUGAUAAUGGUAAUGUUGUAGGAGCAAAAGAGUACAGAAAAAGUUUUUAGCAUCACCAUAACUGUAAAAACCCAAACAUUAUGGCCUGUGCCAGAAUCGUUCCUGUUUUUUCUCUCAUUGAUCAAUAUUAUGCUCUUCACAGGGACACAGUCAAUGAAAAUGCAAGUGCCAAAGAAGCAUAACACAACCAGUACUGUAAUUUCCAUUUUGCCACUGGCUACUUUCCAUUACUAACUGAUAAAGUUGGUUGAUUGUAGUACCCUGUGUGCCAAUCUGACCUGUGUCUCUUGUUCCUCUUUCUAAUUCCUGUUCAAAAAGUAACUGAAAUUAUAUUGUCUUAACAAAGUGAUUUGUUGUCUUUUUGUGAGUAAAUGGCUGGUUGACUUUUUAAAGUAUUUAUUUUACUUUUUAAGAUAUACGCACUUUGAAUGGUACUUUUAAGGUCUUGCACUACCACUGCUGUUUAUAACUGUCUAACCUAACUGUGUUAGUUUCUAUUUGAACGAAUGGUCUGAGUUGAAUUUAACUGAACUGGCUGGGGUCACUACAGCUGUUAAAGUAUGGAUGCUGUUGGGACUGAGGUCCCCUUUUUUACUGUUUGUUUAUCUUUUUUAUAACUGACUGUACAAAAAGAUGUUCUGGUGAAAUGCUUGUAAUUGGCAGUACGAUUUAAAUAGGAACUGCUUAUGGGUUAUCUGCAGAACAUACCCGGUAGAAAGGUUUGUUUUAUUUAAUACCAUAAAAGAGUACAUUUUGUUUUCAUUUUCAAAUAAUUUGCAGUUUUUAAGCUUUAUUUUCACACUUUGGAUAUUUUUUCUGGUUAGACUUGUUCCACAUUAAGUUUUCUUUUCUGCCAAAAACAACACCAAUUCAACUAACACUCAAGGGUGCCUUUAAUACUAUUUGAUAACACCUUGACCAGCAGAAAAUACAUGCAAAGAGCCUGCCUACCUACCUUUCUAUUUGUCACAAAAAAUUACUUCUAAAUCUUAUUCACAACACUUAAUGUACAAUUUAUUAUUUAUGUACUUACUGUCAGAACAAUGAGACAAAUUGUACUUUUGUGUAAGUUAUUUAUGAUCAAGUCAAAUGGCAGUUUUUAAAUACGACAUAUUUCUUUAAGUGGGUGACGGAUUUUACGCUGGGUUUUCUAAAAUGUUAAUGCAUGUCUUCCUCUGUUUAUUCCGAUCUCACUAGAUUGCUCAAAGUGCAUCUGGCUGCAUUUCUGCUGAUAGACUUCUUCAGUUCAUAAUGAAAAUAUAAUCAUAUAUAUUAUGUCAAUACUCAUCCUACAUCCAUUUUUUUUGGUCUUUCUGAUUUUAUUAACUUAAAAAAAAGAGAUGCUGCAGCUUUGACAAUCCAAACUCUGCUGUUUAAAUGUGGGUGUGUUAGCCCUCUUUCCUACAAUUGCCCUGUGAAUAAAGGAGAAGGUCCUCUUUGUUUGAUGUUCUAAUCUUUUUUUAAUAGGAAUUUUAUAAUAAAACAUAUCAUAAAACAUAACUGUGAAUAAUUCUGUUACAGUAACUUGAUACAGAUAUCUGACGCUAAACAUCCAGCCAUCUAUUAUCUCUACCACCUAGUCCUACUGGGGCUGUGGGGGGCUGUCGCCUAUCUCAGCUGACACUGGAUACACCCUGGAGCGGUUGCCAGUCCAUUGCAGGUCCACAUAGAGACAAACAACAACACACACACACAUUCACUAGAAAGGGAAAUUUAGAGUUUUCAUUUAACCUAACAUGCAUGUUUUUGGACGUAGAGAGGAACCCUUUGUACCCAGAGGAAACCCAUGCCCUUUUCACACAGGGAUUCUAUCCAGGAACCAUCCUGUUGUGAGACGACAGUGCUAACCACCAUCCGUGUGUCAAAACAUUUUCAUUUUCA